Messenger RNA from Lactuca virosa, 399 nucleotides. Lineage: Eukaryota; Viridiplantae; Streptophyta; Magnoliopsida; Asterales; Asteraceae. The record is from the annotation of a GenBank genome assembly.
AUGAGCGACAAUGUAUCCACCGCUGCCACCACCACCAAAGCCUCUCUGAUCACCAAAACUUUGGUUGUCGGAAGAUAUGCUGAAGAGCCCGACGACAUCAUAUAUGAGCCCGAAGCAACAUUCACAUGCAAUUUCGGAGCAGUUAUGUCACUUGUCAAAACUGAUGUUGUUGGUAAUAGAACAGUUAUAGAACAAUUCAACUUUCACGUUGACCAAAAGAAAUACUUUGAAGAUUUAUGCAAGCCCAUGGGUGUUAGAGCUUGGCUUAACUAUCAGGGAUGUGUGAAAUGGUUUCAAGCAGAUGAAACUGGCCACAAACAUUGCAAUGGUCAAUACUUUGAUUAUUGGCGGUGUGUAGACAAAUGUGUUACACCUAGGCUGUUUGCAAAACUUAAGUAA